AUGAAGACUCUCAACAUGGAAUUGAAGGCUGCAGGAAAGAAAAGACUACUGCAAUUAAAUGAAAUGGAGGAGUUUCGUAAUGAGGCUUAUGAGAAUGCUAAGAUCUACAAGGAGAGAACCAAGAAGUGGCAUGACCAAGGCUUAGUUAGGAAGGAGUUUCAACCUGGGCAGCAAGUGUUACUUUUCAAUUCAAGGUUGAAAUUGUUUCCUGGUAAGCUAAAGUCAAGGUGGUCAGGACCAUUUACUGUGGUCAAGGUGUUUCCCUAUGGAGCUGUGGAGUUGAAAGGUGAAGGUCCAGCAACUUUCAAAGAAUUAAGGAAGGGAGAAGAUGAGCUAACCAAGCUUGCAAAGGAUCUUAAGAGAAGAUGA
Messenger RNA from Cannabis sativa, 369 nucleotides. RefSeq lists its product as uncharacterized. The record is from RefSeq and is a predicted model, not a curated record. The transcript has 2 exons. NCBI's taxonomy places the organism in Eukaryota, Viridiplantae, Streptophyta, Magnoliopsida, Rosales, Cannabaceae. The coding region runs from base 1 to 369 and encodes 122 amino acids.